AUGCCUCCAAAGGAAAAGAAAGAUAAGGAGGAAAGGCCUUACAAAUGUACGAUAUGUGAUAAGGCCUUCCAUCGAUUAGAACACCAAACCAGACACAUCAGAACUCAUACAGGGGAGAAGCCUCAUCCGUGUACGUACCCUGGGUGUACCAAGAGGUUUUCGAGAUCUGAUGAGUUAACCAGACAUUUGAGGAUUCACAAUAAUCCUGUUCCCCGAAAGAGAAGGUCAAAACAUGGCAAUACGUCCCCUAACUCCGAACAGGCACCUUUGGUAACGAUGUUGCCCAUGCCCCGGACUCAACAACCUCCGUCAAUGCAAGAAUAUAAUCAGUUCCAACAUCCACAACCGCAACACAGUAUUAUGCUUUCUGCUCCAGGUAGUCAACAAGUGACUUAUAUUCCCAUUUCUAAUGGAGACAUGGAUGGGAACUCAAAGGUAUAUGCCGUUGUCAAUGGCCAACAACAGCCACCACCACAGCAUCUUAUGCAACAAAACAUGCAACAAGGUGCUUUCAAUGGGGCACCAAUGCUCCAACAACAGCAACCACCACCACAGUAUUCACAACCUCAACCGUCAUAUCCUUAUGCUCAAGCUCAAGCUCAAGCUCCUCAGUAUCUCCCUGGAGCAUUUCCUAGAUCUUCUUCUCCAGCAACUAACAAUAUCAAUGUCAAUCCACAUAUCCAAACGCAAACACAUUAUAUUCCUCCUGUGAUGAAUUCCAUCCCUUCAUCUCCAACCAAUUUAAUGCUUCCAGAAAAUGUCAAGAGAUCUGUUUCUUCAGAUACCUUGAAGGUGCCUCAAGUUAUCAAGUCAGAAUCAGGUACAUCGAUAGGUUCUAAUUUAUUUGGUUCCCAUACUACAUCAGCAUCUGAUUCAUUAAGUACUUCACCUGAUGCUUCCAGUAACAUAACCACUAGUCCUAAUACAACCACCACCACCAAUCAUUUGGUUAACAUAAAUGAUUACUAUGCCUCACACCACAAAAACGUACCUUCUAGAUUAUUCAAUGCUUCAAGUUCUUCACUAUCAUCGCUAACAGGGAAAGUGAAGUCAAAUUCAAAUUCAGGAACCAAUUUAGCAGCAUUGGCAUCAUUUGCUUCAAUAACUAGAAUGACUCCCUUGAAGACAUCAACCAGUCAAAAGUCAACUAAUAAUGGAACACCAGUUAUACCAAGACAAAGUUCAUCAUCUUCAUUGAAUUUGGAAUUUGCCCUGACAGCAUCACAACCAUUAAAGAAAUCAAGACCUAAUUCUCCUUCUUUACCAAGUGCGACACUUAAUAAUAUCAAUUCUCAAUCAAUGCCUGCUAUAUCCACACCUAAUUCUCCGCCAAUGUCAAUUAGCCAACUGAUCUUAACCUCCAGAUCUAAUACCAGCAAGUUCCUGAUUGCAUCUCCUAAUGACACUCCAUUACAAACGCCUUCCCAAUCACCUCACUUAGGUCCUCAAUCAACCACAGAAAGCUUAAGCAGAGUUCCUUCUUUCAAUUUAACUGCAGCGCAUUUUGCCAAACCCAGUUCCCGUGGUCCUCAACCAACUAUUGCCGAAAGUAUAGCGACAACCGGAACUCAAUUACCUCCUAUUAGAUCUGUCUUCAGUUUCACCAGUCUUCUGAAUUAUCCACCUCCUCCACCGGCUCCGUUAUCGGCCACGACUUCAGAAGUUACCGCUACUUCGACUACUAGAAACGGAGUGUCUUCUGUGACCCACAAUGGUGAUAUGUCACAUAUGAAAUCCCAAUCAGGUAUGGACCUUCACAAGAUGAUGAAUACAUGA
Lizanozyma spartinae is the source of this 1776-nucleotide messenger RNA. It is a transcript of the gene MIG1, whose product is annotated as C2H2-type zinc finger protein. Bases 1 to 1776 code for a protein of 591 amino acids. NCBI's taxonomy places the organism in Eukaryota, Fungi, Ascomycota, Pichiomycetes, Serinales, Debaryomycetaceae. Gene Ontology annotation, molecular function: RNA polymerase II cis-regulatory region sequence-specific DNA binding. Gene Ontology annotation, cellular component: cytoplasm; nucleus. The record is from RefSeq and is a predicted model, not a curated record. The transcript has a single exon.